Molecule: messenger RNA, 849 nt
Organism: Cokeromyces recurvatus
Lineage: Eukaryota; Fungi; Mucoromycota; Mucoromycetes; Mucorales; Mucoraceae
Exons: 4
Coding region: 128-742 (204 amino acids)
Biological process (GO): mRNA splicing, via spliceosome
Cellular component (GO): nuclear speck
Molecular function (GO): RNA binding
Source: RefSeq, a predicted model, not a curated record
CAAAGAUAUAGAUAAUUUCCUACCUUUAUUUAAUUGUAUAUUAUAUAUAUUCACAUAUAUAUAUAUAUAUAUAUACAUAAAAGAUAUAUAUUCAAAAAAAAAGGAAAGAGGGAGAGAUAUACACAAUAUGAGAACAACGUUAUUUGUAGCUGGCUUUGGUGGACAAACACGCGCUAGAGAUCUCGCUUACGAAUUCGAACGAUAUGGUCGAUUAGUUCGUUGUGACAUUCCAGCACCAAAAUCAUUUCAUGCCAAAGUAUAUGCCUUUGUUGAAUUUGAAGAUCCACAUGAUGCUGAAGAUGCUUUUAAUGAAAUGCAUGGUAGACGCAUUGAUGGAUAUACGAUUAGUGUUCAAUGGGCAAGAAAUGCGCCUAGCGCAUCAUGGCGAUUAGGCGGUCCUUCAUAUCCUCCACUACCGCCACCAUUACCUCUUCCACAUCAACGACGCCAUCCUCCUCCUCAUCACCACCAUCAUUCUCUACCACCACCUCCUCCGGGACGUAUACCACCACCACCCUAUUAUCACAGAUCAUAUAGUCCAUAUCGUAGUAGAAGUCGAGGUAGACGACGUUCAAUGUCUCCACCUAGAGGAAGGUCUCCUCUUCCUCCUCCUCCUUCUCAUUAUUAUCUAAAAGAACGACGAUAUUCUGCUUCACCACGUUCAAGAUCGCGUUCACCUAUUCCAACUGUAAUUCAUACCACUGAACAUCGUUCAAAGUCACCCUCAAGACAUUAUCAUUAGUCCACCUCACACAUUGAAUGGACUAUUAGAUAUGAAUUAUACACAAGCAAAUGAAAAUAAUAAUAAUAAUAAUAAUUAUAAUAAAACACACACACACACACACACAC